Labrus mixtus (cuckoo wrasse) is the source of this 4235-nucleotide messenger RNA. RefSeq names its product MAPK/MAK/MRK overlapping kinase-like. Bases 27 to 1505 code for a protein of 492 amino acids. Gene Ontology annotation, cellular component: cytoplasm; nucleus. NCBI's taxonomy places the organism in Eukaryota, Metazoa, Chordata, Actinopteri, Labriformes, Labridae. Gene Ontology annotation, molecular function: ATP binding; protein serine/threonine kinase activity. The record is from RefSeq and is a predicted model, not a curated record. The transcript has 12 exons. Gene Ontology annotation, biological process: protein phosphorylation; intracellular signal transduction.
GGCUUCGGGGGAUUAAUUGUGCACCAAUGAUGCACUACUCAAACUGGCUUGUUGGCGUGAAAAACAGGGCAAGCCUCCGAAAUGCAUGCAAAACACCCCCUAACAGCGACUGGAACAAUAGGGGAAAUGUUGUGGACGUGAAAAACAACAACCCGGGGACGAAUGAAAAGACGUCCGAGCGGAACAUCGCGCAACACCUCUGGAGAAAAGGCUACAAAAUCAUCAAAAAGAUUGGCGAGGGAACAUUUUCCGAGGUGGUGAAAACUCAGAGCCUGAAAGAUGGAAAGUUCUACGCAUGUAAAACCAUGAAGCAGACUAUAAACAGUCUGGAGCAGGCCAACAACCUGAGGGAAGUCCAGGCUAUGAAGAGACUGAGCCCGCAUACAAAUAUCAUCCAGCUCCAUGAACUGAUUUUUGACAAGGAAACUGGAACAGUGUCUUUGAUUUGUGAACUGAUGGAGAUGAACAUCUAUGAGUUCAUACAAGGAAGAGAAACACCACUGCCUGACCACACAGUAAAGAACUACAUGUACCAGCUUUGCAAGUCCCUUGAACAUAUGCACAGCUGUGGGAUCUUUCAUCGAGACGUGAAGCCCGAGAACAUCCUCAUCAAACAAAGCGGUCUGAAGCUGGGCGACUUCGGCUCAUGUCGGAGCGUGUACUCCAAGCCCCCGCACACGGAGUACAUCUCCACACGCUGGUACAGAGCCCCCGAGUGCCUCCUCACCGACGGAUACUACAGCCUCAAGAUGGACAUGUGGAGCGCUGGAUGUGUCUUCUUUGAGAUCAUGAGUUUGAAUCCUCUCUUCCCUGGGACCAACGAGCUGGACCAGGUCGCCAAGAUCCACGAUGUGUUGGGGACUCCAGAUCACGGCAUCCUCAAAAAAUUCAAGCAGUCCAGAGCGAUAAACUUCAACUUCCCCCCUAAAAAAGGCAGUGGCAUCUCCCGGUUAGUCCCUAAUUGCCCGGCUCCAGCUCUGUCUCUGCUCUAUCAGAUGCUCGCCUACGACCCGGAUGAACGCAUCACUGCAGAAACCGCCCUGCGACACACAUACUUUAGAGAAAUCAGGCUGGCAGAGAAGAAAUCAGGACCUCUUCACAGACUGUCAGACACUAUUGAUGGAGUAGAUGGUAGUGGGACACACAACUCCUUAGACCACAUCUGGCGCCCGGCCAGAUGUGGAAAACAACUGAGGGGAAGACACACGAGGCAAACACCUUUAAUGAGCCACAACAUGAAGCAUGUAGCAGAGACCCUCAUCAGAAGGAACAUCCCCCAUUAUCCUGCAGAGCUGCCCAAGCUCAACAUGGUAGUUUCAGGACCGCAGAUCUCCUUCCCUGCCUCCACGAUGCCUGUGUUCCCGGUCAGCCACCGGGGCACGCUGCCAACCAUCCCGUCAAAAAAGUGCCAGUCGAGGUUGGCCAAGCCCCGGGAUGAGUCACACCGCGCAGCUUUCAAGACCUACUGCAUGCCACCGCUGGAUAGGAAACAUGGAGGCUACUGAGAGCCAAAGACAGGGUUUGGUUCAGAUUCACCUCUCGGAAACAGGAUGGACCAGAUAAACAGAUUGUUGGGAGGACAAUGUCUGGACAGGCCUGAUGUCAGAAUCUGUAAAGCAACACAAACAUACAAAGGAAGACCGCCAAGCCUGUCAAGAGAAACUGAUGAACCGUCACUGUCAUGAUCUGUAAAACCAACAAUAAUAGAGUCUGUCGUAUUACGUUGGAUUGAGUGUGUUAUUUCCUCAUGACCUCAGUUUUACUUGAGCCAGUCCGGUGGAACAUGUUUACAUCGGUUUAGAAAUAUACUUCAGUCUGAGCAUACGAUACAAGAUAAGCAAUAUGUGUUUUUUUUUUGUGAACAGCUGUUUACCAGAGCUGGAAAAAAAAAUGGUAUAAAUGAUUUGGUUGAAUCGUUCAUACUCUUGGGGGGGGGGAACAGAAAGCAUUGUAAAAGCAGUCAGACCUCAUGGACUUGUUCUGGUUGUAUUGUGUCAUGCUCUUGGGAUCUCUUUAGGAACCGGUCUUGACUUAUACGUUCCUCUCCCUUCACUGUGAUGCACUGUAAAGGUCACAAGUUCAUUGAUGUUUAAGUUGGAGGAAUGAGAACACAAGUAUGUUAUUGUAGUCGACAUGUGAGGUACAUUUUGACACAAUUCAUAUGAACAAAAAAAAACCCCAGUAGGAGUAUUUAGGAAUAACAGAAAAAAAAAAUAAGCAUUGACACCUUGAGGGGCUAAGUCAAAGUCCAGAGACCUGGAUCCAUACUACUCUUUGUGAGACUGCAACAAUGAUUUCUGAGUCCCGCCAUGCAGGCAGAAUCUCAGUCUGAAAUGAUGAAAAAUACACAGUGCAGUUUAAACUGUGAAGAUCUUUGAUUCAAAGUCACAGAGCAUUAAAGAGGAAACAUCUUAAAGCAGGUUGAACUUCUUUGAACAGGCCCAGAGUCUCUCUUCAGAGGAUGUAAAUGAACUCCUGAAGACGGAUCUGCUUUAGUCUUCCAAAAGGUGAACAGCAAAAAAAAAAAAAAGUGCUACUAAAGGAAAUAUUUUCAAGGCCUUUGGUCCAACUCUAAUCAACAUGAAAGGCCCAAAAUAAUUCCCCUUUUAAAUAAACUUUGUAAAUGUAAACAUCUGCUUCUUAACAGUCAGAAAAUGCAGAUUUAAUCUGAGAAUUGUUUUAAUGUUUGUUUAAGAUGUAGUGUGAUCCAUCCCCUCUCCUUACUACCUGAAACUGUGGCUUUAAAGAAAGCAUAGUGUCCUGCAGAGCUGAACGCUCUUUAGAUUUACCCGCUGAGCCGUGUGUGAAGGUUACACAAAAUACCCCUGAAUAAAUGUGACGCAUCAAUCGAAUGAUGUCGUCACUGAACCUGCACAUUACUUCAGAUUGUUACAUAAUGCCGAUGUCAGGACUGAAAAAUGUUGAAGCUAAUUUAUAAAAAUGUUUGAUCUUUAAAAAAAAUAAUAAUAAAGUGGGAAUUCUUUAAUUUAAUGCAAAUAAAAAAAUACUAACUUCCUUUCCCAACAAGACGAGGUCACUGGACCCUUCAACAAUGAUUGUUUAUCAAACAGAAAUAAAGCUCAUGAUUCAUGCAGCUGUGUCAAAAGACAGACUCUUGUGUCCUCGUGAAAUCCUUCUGGUGUGUUUUCUUAUUAAAUUCCUUAAAAGGAAGAAAACUGCAGGAUAAAAAGUUCCAUGGACUACGAAUACAUUUAGCUGUAAAUGACCUUAUAGCUAACUCUGGUACCGUUAAUAGGCUGUACACUGUCCCUGUCAAAAUAAACAAACAAAUAAAUAAAUAAAUGUUUCAUCCCUUUUUUUCCCAUAACUGAGACAUAAUGAGAUCUUGUUUCAAUGUUAAGAUUUGGAUGUUGCAGCUCUGUGAUGUUCAUGCAGUACAGAGAGGUGAACACAAAAAGAAGAGGAGAAAACAGUGUAUUCAAGAUUAUUUUAAUAUUAUUAAUAUGUAUACUUUAGGCUUUAGAAAUAUAACUAUUAAUGACAAACCUUCCACUGGAGUAAUGGUAGUUUGCUUAGGCCCCCAACAAAUCAAUUAAUUACAAUAUACACAUUAUGGUACAGAGCAGAUCUGAAUCUGAAAUAAUAUUAAAAUAAAUGCUCAAUAGAUAAAGGUUUUAAUAGUUGUUGUUUUUUUGUUUUUUUUUUAUCUUUUUCUUCACCUACUGUAUUAGCCAUCUGUGAGUUCUGAGCACACCCAACAAUGUAAAGCCAUUUCCUCUAAUAAAACUAAUUUAAGUGCAAAAUUUCUUCUUUCUUUAAAAAGACUAUGAUUGCAGCAUCCAGCUUUAUAGAAUCAGAUUUCAAGACUGAGGAUGUUAAAGCCGAGUGCAACAAGGCAGUCCUCAACCCUCUUCUUUUUUUUUUUUUGUUCCGCUAGAGAGGUUUUUAAAAAACAAACAACAAAAUAACAAAAUCAGUGCAAAGUCGUUGAGAUGGGGAGAUUCUAAGAAGAAAAGACAGCUGGGUUAAUGUGGAUGGAUGCAACAAUUUUCAGAUGCCAACGCGCUUGAUUACUAAACGGAUAGUUCAUCUAAAAUUCAAAUUUGAGUCACCAACCAUUGGCGAGUAACCGCGCUACCACAAAGAUUAUGAACAUUAAAUGAACUAUCCCUUUAAUCUCAAGCCACAAUUGUACGGUUUGCAUCUAACAAAGCCAAGCUUUAUUUCCAGAGGGGUCACAGUCUGAUGAGCGUCGACAUGAAAGAAAGAUUUUU